Messenger RNA from Nicotiana attenuata, 1924 nucleotides. Its product is annotated as TBC1 domain family member 15-like. The record is from RefSeq and is a predicted model, not a curated record. Gene Ontology annotation, molecular function: GTPase activator activity. Bases 314 to 1633 code for a protein of 439 amino acids. Gene Ontology annotation, biological process: activation of GTPase activity. The transcript is spliced from 14 exons. Lineage: Eukaryota; Viridiplantae; Streptophyta; Magnoliopsida; Solanales; Solanaceae.
UACGUAUUAAACGGCCAAUGUUUGUGUGUGGAUGUGUUGGGGGCCAUUAAACAGACAACAAAUAUUGUGAAAAAAAGAAAGAAGAGAAACAACAGAAAUAUACAAACAAGAAGAAAACCUUUAAAAAUCUCCCCCAACCACAACGCCACCACCAGCAAAAACAGCAAAAACAAAAGCAAGAAAAGGAAAAAAGAAAAAAAAAACCAUUUUCUUGUUUUUUUUUCUCUCUUCAAAUUUUGUUUGUUUUGUUUUUGUUGUUUCGACUCCACCAGCAAAGAAAGUUUUUUGAAGAGCUGCAACUGAUAUUUCGAAAAUGUGGAGGGAUCCUGGAGCUCCGGCUGAUUCAUUUUAUCAAGUUCGCCCUGAAUGUACAGAUGUUCCCAAGUCCAAGUUUAGAAUCAAGAAUGGAAAAACUCUAAGCGCAAGAAAAUGGCGUGCUGCAUUUUCCCCUGAAGGUUAUCUUGAUAUAGGCAAAACACUUGGUCGAAUUCAUCGUGGGGGAAUUCAUCCAUCAAUUAGAGGUGAAGUUUGGGAAUUCUUACUUGGUUGCUAUGAUCCAAAGAGCACGUAUGCAGAACGAGAGGAUAUACGAAAGCUACGGAGGACACAAUAUGCUGUAUUAAAAGAAGAAUGCCGCACAAUGUUUCCGACGAUUGGAAGUGGUAGAUUUAUUACUGCACCUGUAAUAACAGAAGAUGGUGAUCCCAUUUUAGAUCCUUUAGUACUUCAAGAGGCAAGUGCAGCGAAAGAAGCGUCUUCAGCUAGUCAAGCAAAUGGUGAUUCCAGUGGUUUUGAUAUGGUAAAGGAGCAUGACAAAAGAGUAAUAGAGUGGAAACUCUCAUUACACCAAAUAGGACUCGAUGUAGCUCGCACGGACAGGUCACUCGUCUUUUAUGAGAAACAAGAGAAUCUAUCAAAGCUUUGGGAUAUCCUUUCUGUUUAUGCUUGGUUUGACAAAGAUGUUAACUAUUGUCAAGGUAUGAGUGAUCUUUGCUCGCCCAUGAUUAUUCUUCUUGACGAUGAAGCAGAUGCGUUCUGGUGCUUCGAACGUUUAAUGAGAAGACUGAGAGGAAAUUUCAGAUACACCGAGAGUUCUGUUGGCGUAGAAUCGCAGCUAAAUAAUUUAGCUUCAGUAACUCAAGUUAUUGAUCCAAAACUUCACCAACACUUAGAUAAAUUAGGUGGAGGUGAUUAUCUGUUUGCUGUCCGGAUGCUCAUGGUUUUGUUCCGCCGAGAAUUUUCCUUUUGUGAUUCAUUAUAUCUUUGGGAGAUGAUGUGGGCACUGGAAUAUGAUCCAGACUUGUUUCUUUUGUAUGAAGAUCCUGAAUUAGCUGCUGAUCAAAAAUCUGAAGAAUCUAAAUCAAAAUCAAAAUCGCGCCAUAUUGGGAAAUACGAGCGAGAAAACAUGAAAAAUGGUGGCAAAGCAUCAGAAGCUCCCCUACCGAUAUCUGUUUUUCUAGUAGCCAGCGUCCUGAAAGACAAGAGCGAUAAGUUGCUGACAGAAGCAAGAGGACUAGACGACGUUGUUAAGAUACUGAAUGAUGUUAAUGGAAACCUGGAUGCUAAAAAGGCUUGCACUGGUGCAAUGAAACUUCACAAGAAGUAUCUUAAAAAGGCGGCCACCAACAGGUAGCUAAGCUGAAAAGACUGCUAGAUGAUUCAUAAAUCAUGAAGCUCAUGUCAAGAAGACUUACAAGUUUGCCAAAGGGACAGUGGCUGCUUUUGUAUACUGUGCUUGAUUUAGCAAGAGAAAUGUAAAUUGCCAUUCUUUCUGGUUCCAUAUUGGGACUACCAUCAUGUAAAUGUAUUGUUUUUUCCCAAGUAGCAAAUGUGCCCUCAGCGGUUAAUGUAUACAGAGACACUCUUCCAAAGCUUGUAUAAUAUGAAUUUACUGAGUAGAGAACCAUAUUUAUCUUGGUUGUGA